Molecule: messenger RNA, 6857 nt
Organism: Anolis carolinensis (green anole)
Lineage: Eukaryota; Metazoa; Chordata; Lepidosauria; Squamata; Anolidae
Exons: 2
Coding region: 3163-4266 (367 amino acids)
Source: RefSeq, a predicted model, not a curated record
UCAACAAAACAGGAAGAACGGCCAGCUCUUUUUUGAGCGUCUCUGGCCGCCACUCAAGUGAUUGUUGUGGUUUAGACACUAAGCUGCAUUCGGAGACCAGGGUUUGCGUCCCCUCUCAGUCAUGGAAACCCACUGGGUGCCUUGGAGCAAGUCACACUCUCUCAGCUUUAGCAAGGCAAAGGGAAAAAACCCUCUAAACGAGGGGCGGGCCAGGCAGGAAUGGAGCAGGGCAGGGCCUGGGUCAUCCUCAAGUGUUUCUCACAGCAUAAGGACGACGCUGCUUGCAAUAUAGGAUAGCUGCAGCCAUAAUCUUCUAUGUAUGUGCGGAGAUGGAAAGAAGCAGUCACACCAAUACAAGAGAUUGGGUUGACAAAAAGUUGGGACGUAUGGGGCUGCCACUAGCACAGUGGGUUAAACUGCCAACUGCUGAAGAUCUUGCCGACCGGAAGGUUGGCAGUUCAAGCCCGGGUUGGGGUGAGCUCCCAUCCUCAGCCCUAACUUCUGCUUACCUAGCAGUUCGAAAACAGCAAUGUGAGUAGAUAAAUAAGUACCACAUUGGCAGGGAGGUAAAAAGGCACCCUUGAAGACAUGCCGGAAAUUCAAUCAGAAAGGCGUCCAUGGAUGACAGGCUCGUCGGCGUGGAAAAAUGGAACAACAGCACCUCCUAAUGGCUGAGUCGAGCACAGCUUUCAGAUGCCAGAGAUGAAAAAAGGGGGAAGCCUUGUCUCUGUUUAUGUACUGCCAGUCUUUGUUGUCAAUUGUAUAACAGCAUUGAAUGUUUGCCAUAUAUGUACCCUAUAAUCAGUUUUGAGUCCCCUCGGAGAGUGGAAUAUAAAUAAAGUAUAUUAUUAUUAGAAUUGUAGAGUUGGAAGAGACCUCACGGGCCAUCCAGUACAACCCCCUGCAAGAAGCAGGAAAAUCUCAUUCAAAGCACCCCCGACAGAUGGCAUCUGUUUAAAAGCCUCCAAAGAAUGGCACAAUUAAAUGCUUAAACAAAAUCAAUCAAUAGUACAUAAAAUCAGUUAAAAAACAAUUAAAUACAAUAUAAAAUUACAGUAUAUAAAUUUUAAAUAUAUAUAUGCUCAGAUCUGUUCAUCCGAAAACCUCGUGGCUUCAUUUUGUUAGUUUCAGCCCAUCUGUCAAGAUCGUUUUGGAUUCUGCUCCUGUCUUCUGGAGUGUUAGCUAUCCCUCCCAGUUUGGUGUCGUCUGCAAACUUGAUGAUCGUGCCUUCUAACCCUUCGUCUAAGUCGUUAAUAAAGAUGUUGAACAGAACCGGGCCCAGGACGGAGCCCUGCGGCACUCCACUCAUGACUUCUUUCCACGAUGUAGAAGAUGCAUUGAAUCUUGCCUGGUAUCGAUGUGAGGCUAACCGGACGUAAUUGUUUGGGUCUUCCUUUUUUCCCUUCUUGAAGAUAGGGACCGCAUUCGCCCUCCUCCAAUCUGUUGGGACUUCUCCCAUUAUUAUUAUUAUUAUUAUUAUUAUUAUUAUUAUUAUUAUUAUUAUUACAGUAGAGUCUCACUUAUCCAAGCCUCGCUUAUCCAAGUUUCUGGAUUAUCCAAGCCAUUUUUGUAGUCAAUGUUUUCAAUAUAUCAUGAUAUUUUGGUGCUAAAUUCGUAAAUACAGUAAUUACAACAUAAGAUUACUGCGUAUUGAACUGCUUUUUCUGUCUAAAUUGUUGUAUAAUAUGAUGUUUUGGUGCUUAAUUUGUAAAAUCAUAACCUAUUUUGAUGUGUAAUAGGCUUUUCCUUAAUCCCUCCGUAUUAUCCAAGUUAUUUGCUUAUCCAAUCUUCUGCUGGCCCAUUUAGCUUGGAUAAGUGAAACCCUACUGUAUUAAGUUGAGAAACUGAUCUUGUUAAUCCAGGAGAAAUCCCUGACCAACAUUAGGAAAGACUGGAACUUGUUUAUCAUUUUUUCUGCAGCAAAGAUGAGGACAAACUUCCAACUGUUGGGUUUAUGAAUAAGAGAAAUAUUAUUAAAUGUAGUGUUAUCUACAAAUAAAGAGCAAACUUCAACAGGCAAUGGGUGUGAGGUUCAGAGACUGGUCCUUGUAGUGGGGUGUCUAAUGUGUUUAUUAGUGUAGCAAUGUUUUGUGUUAGGGCAGUGGUUCCCACCCCUUGAGCCUCCAGGUGUUUUGGAUUUUAACUUGCAGAAAUCCCAGCCAGCUUACCAGCUGUUUAGAACUGUGGGAGCUGAAGUCCAAAACACUUAGAUAUAGUUGUGUUUGAUGUGGUAGUUUUAGUUUUAUAUAUUACUACGUUGGGAACCCAGCCAUGCCCGGGUUAUUAGAAGGCAUUGUUUCUUUUGGAAUGUUAGGUAAUAUCACUUACGUUUGGUCCAGAUCUGUUGCUGGCUAGGUUCAGUGCUGUUUAGAUAAGGGUUAACGACAACUACAGCCAGGGAGGAAGGGAAAAAUGGGCAGCUAAUGACAAAAAGGAGUUUUUGAAGGAGUUUGGAUUUCCAGAAACGGGACUGAGUGUAUUGCCAUUUCAUUAAGUGAUAUACAAGAAUUUUAGCCCAAACCCUAACCAAACUCUAACUCUAACCACUCUAACCCUAUCCACCCUAACCCAAAACCUAAUCCUAACCCCCCUAAUCCUAACCCUAACCAUCCUAACCACUAUAACCCCCUACCCCUAACCAACCUAACUCAUACACAAACCCUAAUUAUCCUAACCCUAGCCCUGACACCAAACCCUAACCGUAACCCGAAACCUAAUGCUAAGAAUAACCCUGAUCCUAACCAAAACCAUAACCCAAAACCUAACCCUAACACUAACUCUAACCACCCAAUCCCUAAACCUACCACUAACACUAACCAUGCUAACCCAAACCCUAACCUUAACCCUCACAACCGUACCCAUAACCCUAACCAUCCUAACCCUAACAACCCUAAACCAAGCCUGAACCCAAACCAAGCACUAGAGAGACUAGAGGAGUGUAAAAUUUUAGGUUUAUGGUUUUCAAUUAAACCUUUUGGAUGGGAAAAGAAUUGGCAUCUUUGGCUAAAAAAGAUCAAAGAAUAUUUUGAUAAAUGGAAACCAUGGCGACUAAAUAUUUACCAAAAGGCUAUGUAUGUGAAGACUUAUAUCAUGCCCCUGGCCUUAAAUUUGGCCCCGGUCUAACCCCUCCCCCCCCAGAAAGUCUUAAAGGAAGCGGAAAAAAUGUUUUUCCGUUUUGUGUGGGGAACAGCCAAUUUCCCUCUAGCUAGGGUGGUGACCUAUAGGAAGACGACCCAAGGAGGCCUCAAUUUACCAGCUUUGCGGCUGAAGUUUUUGGCUAAUUACCUUAGCCAGAAUUUUGGAAAAUUUGGCCAGGGGAUUCACCAACAGGAUGGCUUGGAGGGGUGGCUUGCCCUUAUCGCAAAGCGUUGGGUCAAUGAGAGUUGGGCAGAGAAGGGGGGGGGGGGAGGAAUCGAUGCCUUUUCGGGUGACAUGAAGCACGCUGGGCCUGAUUUCCUGAUAGAGGUCUAUGGGCAGAUCCAGCAAAAUAAAGUACUGGCAGAGUGGUUCCAGGCUGAGAGAGGGGUUAUUAAGAACCUGAAGCAGUUUGUUUACUGGGUGAUGGUGGGCAUGGUUUUCUUUCAGCCACAGAUGGGAAAAAAUGCCCGAAAGGAACAUUUGUCCAGUUAUUUAAAAGAAACAUCAGAAAAAAUAGAAUAUUUCAUGGACCGGAGGAUUCCUUUUGGUCUGUGGUACAUUCAAUGGAGGUUUUACCAUCAAAUACACUAUUUGAAGGGCAACCAACCGUGGCUGAAGGAAGAACAAGUUUGUCCCAGACUUCUGUGCCAGAAACAUGCCUGUGUUACUGGAAGUAAGCCUAGGGAGACCACUGAGCAUUUCAUCAGGGAUUGCCCUUCAGCCAAAGAGACCUGGCAAAAGGUGGCCGUCGCCUUUGACUGGCUGGACUUAGCGCUUCAGCCUUGGGAGGUGGUGGCCUCUGGACUGGAGCCGGAGGCCGGGAUCUGGGGACCACGUCAAUACCAGGGCAGGAAGAGGAAGAGGGGACAGCAGGGGGACACCCGGGAGGCCUUUUGGGAUGUUCCUUGGUCAACGACAAGGUUGAUCAAUUUGUAUGUUCUCCUGGCCCUGGUUUUCCAGAGAAGCAGAGAAAUAACAACUCAAAAGCCAGCAAAUGUUACCUCUAGUGUGAAUUGGGUAGCAGAGAAAAUAGGAGCCCUGAGUAAAACGGAACGAGGCAGGAUGCCUUCUAGCCGAUGGAAGAAGUUCUGGCCCUGGCUGACAGAGAUCACGCCUGGGAUAACCUAAAGUGUUUGCAGUUAGAAUAUAUAGAUAGCCAUAAUAAAUACAAACAUAGUUUGAUAUAUAAUAACUGAGUUGUAUGUGAAUUUGUAAUUGUAUUUGUAAUCGAAACCAAAGAAUAAAAUGUAAAGAAAGACUGUAAAGGAAAAAUUUAAUUGUUGCAAGCAUUGUAAAAUUUAGCUUUUCUUGUUUGAUUGUUCUUGAUUGUACUUGUUAGCAAAUGUGUUUGUAGUACGUAUUUAUUAUAAUAAAAAUUACUUAUACUAAAAAAAAUUACUUAUACCUAAUCCUAACCCUAGCCCUUACCCUAACCUUACGCCUAACCCUAACAACCAUAACCCAAACCCUAACCACCCUUGCCCUGACCCUCAACGUAACCCUAAACCUAACCUUAACCCUAAAAAAACCUAACCCAAAUCCUAACCGUAACUACUGUAACCCUAACCCUACCCCAAGAGGUCAUAAGUUUGAAGCUAGCCCCUGUCGGAGUGAGCACCCAACCAUUAAAAAAUAGCCCUGCUCAUUGUUGACCUAAGCAACCUGAAAUAUAGUUGCAUCUAUCAAGUAUUGAAUUUAGGUACUGCUUAUGCAGGGAGGCUAAGUUAACUAAUUUACGACACCAUAUAAAUUGUUCAGCAGCGUUUGGAAUGAGGAAGUAUCCAUCAAGGACUCGGUGUCACAGUGGAUGAUGAAGCGGCUGCUUCCCCUGUGGCCGGAAUUGAGUCAGUAAGCUGGAAGCUGGAGAAUGUUAAAUUGCCUCUGUGUCUCUGUCUCUAUGUUCAUAUGGCAUUGAAUGUUUGCCAUGUAUGUGUACACUGUGAUCUGCCCUGAGUCCCCUUCAGGAUGAGAAGGGCAGAAUAUAAAUACUGUAAAUAAAAUUAAUAAAUACCCCUACCCCUAAACAUAAUCAUAACCCUAACUGCAACACUGCAUAAUACCACCUCACCUGUCCAGUAGAAAACUAUAACCUUUACUGGGAAUUUUGUUGCUGCAUCAGGAAUUUUGUGGGUUCAGUGCUUUCCCACUUACAAGGCAGCCCCAAGCCAUGGAUGAUGAAUCUGUCCCAUUUCCUCUUACAGCAUGAACACAAUGUGUGCAUUUUUCAUUUAUUCUGCAUCUGACUGCAGGAGCAGAAUAGAACAUGGGCAUUUCAAUAAGUCCUGUUUCUAUGUGGGACUGUUCCGCCUUUCUGAGUUGGUGGGGGUGGUUCUGCUGAAUAUUACUGUAGUUGACCCUCUUCUGUAAACUUCACUGUGUCCCUUCCGACAUGCCAACUUUAAAACUCUGUUUUAGAGACACCCCAACACUUUUUAAUGCUUAACCCCCAACAUUCAACAUGUUCCCCAUUCAUUUGAAUCCUUAUUAUUCAUAGCCUCCUGGGUGGUCAAAAUGUGGCCCUCCAAUUGAUAGACUAAAUUGCUUGAACUGGCAGACCUAAUGGGGAAGAGUGCAAAUUGCAGUCCAAGAAUAUCUGAAAGGUCACAUUUUGCAUGGCCCUACAUCAAAGCCUCUGGAGCAGGCAUAUGUAUUUAUUUCUAGUGGGGAUUAAUAAUAUAGGUAUAAUAUAGGUGGUGUUUUAGGAUCAACAUCAGUGUUACUAUGUGCCUUAUAGUCUAUUCUGACUUCAGGAGAACCUAUCACAAGCUUUUCUUGUAAAGAUUUAUUGAGAAAUGACCAUUCAAUGUGUUUCCAUGCCUAGAUGGGGAUUUGAAUCCUGUUUUCUUGGAUUGCUAGUCUGACAUUACACUGGGGCUUUGUUUGGAUUAAAAUCCAUAGUAGAUACACUGUCCCAUCAACCUGAACGCCAUGGCUUUCUGCUGAUGGAAAGUAAAAUACAGUGGACUCUUGGUAUCUGCAGAGCCUUAGUGCCAGGAUCUCCUGUGAAUACCAAAAUCCGUUGAUUCACACAUCCAAUUUUAUGCAAUGGUAUCGUAAAAUGGUGUCCAUUGUACAAAAUGACAAAAUCGAGGCUUGAGUCUAGAUUUUUAUAAAAUAUUUUCAAGCCAUAGAUGGUUGACGGAAGCCCAACUGUAAUUGCAAGUAAGCUAGGUUGGUUCAAGUGUGGAGCAGUGGUUUAAGUGUAAAGAUUGCGACUCCAGGAGAUCAUGGUUUGAAUCCCCACUUGGGCAUGAAAACCUAGUGGUUGACCUUGAAUACAUCACACACACUCCAACUCAAAGGAAGGCAAAAGUAAACCCUCUCCAAACAAAUAUUGCCCAGAAAGCUCUAUGAUACAGUUCUUUUAGGGCCACAAUAAAAAAUAAAAUUGAAUGCACACAGCAACUAUAAGAAGUUAGUUUGAUAUUAGGUAUUCUAUAAGCACACAAUGCAGCUUUGAAAACAUGAUAAAAGUUCAGAAGAUAAGGAAAAGAACAUGGCAAAAUUGUUUUGGUGUCACAUGAGAGAUGAUCUGUAAAGAUGUUCUAAACAUUUUAAACUUUCAAAACAAUUCAUAGCAAUUUGUGUUCUGUGAUGAUGCAUUACUUAUCCACUACACUUGGAUAAAUCGUCACUAAUAGAUUGUGAAACAAAACUAAAAGCUCUUCCAAAACUCACCUCUUUGUACAUUGCAUAGAAAUAACACUGUUGUUGCGUUC